Molecule: messenger RNA, 2516 nt
Organism: Pseudophryne corroboree (corroboree frog)
Lineage: Eukaryota; Metazoa; Chordata; Amphibia; Anura; Myobatrachidae
Product: collagen alpha-2(IX) chain-like
Exons: 15
Coding region: 91-2433 (780 amino acids)
Biological process (GO): extracellular matrix organization
Molecular function (GO): extracellular matrix structural constituent conferring tensile strength
Source: RefSeq, a predicted model, not a curated record
AGUAAAACACACAAUGCAGUAAUCUUCUACCCAAUCCUAAUAUUGUAGUUUAUUUCCACAGUACAGUCACUGAGGUGGAUCUAUACAAAUAUGGCUCUCUACAUAACAGUUAUCACAGCCAUGAUCAUUCCUUUCAUGCUGGUGUCAUGUGAAGUUCAAGAAAAACCAGUUGUCUGCUCAGUUAUUCAAGGAUUUCAAGGUCUUAAUGGGAGAGAUGGGAGAGAUGGAAUUCCCGGACAGAAGGGUGAACCAGGACCACUGGGACAAACAGGAAGUCCAGGCUUAAAAGGAAACCAAGGAUCACCAGGUAAAGCUGGUCCCCAAGGUCAAAAAGGUGAACGAGGUGAUAAAGGGACCAAUGGCACACCAGGUCAACAAGGUCUUAAAGGAGAAAAAGGCUCGAUGGGGCCAUCAGGAGGAAAAGGUGCUGAUGGAAUUGCAGGUGCUAAAGGUGCUACAGGUGCAGCUGGUGCUCCUGGGACCCCAGGUAUUAAAGGUGCUGCUGGAGCCAAAGGAGACAAAGGUGAUCUAGGUCUUCAAGGUCUGAAAGGAGAAAAGGGUGUGGCCGGACAAGCAGGGGUAACCGGAGCUGCAGGCAUCCCAGGUGCUAAAGGUGCAAUCGGAGCCCCUGGAAUUGCUGGUGCAAAGGGUGAUAAAGGAAAUCCUGGCGUGCAAGGUGUAAAAGGGGAAAGAGGACCAAUAGGUGCUACAGGGGCAACAGGUGCUUCUGGAGCUCCUGGUGCUAACGGUGCUAUGGGAUCAGCAGGAGUGACUGGGAUCCAAGGUAUCAAGGGAGCUGCCGGAGCCAAAGGAGAUAAAGGAGAUCCAGGACCACAAGGACUCAAGGGCAGUAAUGGUUUAGCUAAUGCUAAAGGGGCAACAGGUGUUCCUGGAUCUCCAGGUGCCAAAGGUGCUGCAGGGGCAGCUGGGUCUCCAGGAGCCACAGGGGCGAGGGGAUCUGAAGGUGCCAAAGGAGAAAAGGGAAAUCCAGGUGUACAAGGUGUAAAGGGAGACAGGGGUCCAACAGGUCCUGCAGGAACAGCUGGAACUCCAGGAAUAGUAGGUGCUAAAGGUGCAACAGGUGCUAAAGGAGACAAAGGAGCCUCAGAUACUGUUCUGGCAACAAAAGUCACAAACUUGGAAAACAAAAUAUCUUCUCUGGAGAAGAGUCUUUCCUCUCUACAGAAAGUGGCCUAUUUCCAAAGUGGAGUGGUAACAUCAGGAAACAAAAUUUAUGUCACAAAUGGAUUGGAAGGUAAUUACGACACUGCCCUAGCCACCUGCCGUGGAGCACAAGGAACGCUGCCAGCUCCUUUAAAUAGUGUUGAAAAUGUUGCCUUACAACAGCUAAUGAAGGAAAGAGGCAAGAACUUUUUUCUUGGCAUGAAUGACAUAAAAGUGGAGGGAUCCUAUGUUUAUCUCAAUGGAAACCCAAUUUUUUAUAAGAAUUGGCACCCAAAAGAACCUAAUGGAGGACGAGGUGAAAACUGUGUAGAAAUAUUUGGACUGGGACAAUGGAUUGAUAUCACCUGUAAUCAGAAAAAUUUGAUUGUGUGUGAAUUUCACCUGGCGAGAAAUAUACAGCAGAAGUCUAGUUCUAUUGAGAUGCUGCAGUGUGAGCAAAUUGCCACUAAUCAAUCCAAACGUAAAACCUCAGAAAAAGACCCAUAUAUUUUAUUGGCCAGGAUGUUGCACUUCCAUCAGUCUGUCUGGGUAUUUGUCGCUUUUACUGUAGCGGCAUGUCAUGCAGAGCUUGAGAAGUGUGCAGGGUCUCCCGGAAUUCCAGGUACCCCAGGUCAGAAUGGACUUCCAGGAAGAGAUGGCAGAGAUGGCGUGAAGGGAGACACUGGUUUGCCUGGACCAAUGGGUCCCCCCUCAGGUAUUCAAGGACCAGCAGGAAGAGAUGGACUUACUGGCCCAAUAGGCUAUCCAGGUGUCCAAGGGAUAAAGGGAGAGAAGGGAGACAUUGGACUCCCAGGUACACCUGCAUCCUUGGAUCAUGAACUACAACUUCAGUUGGAGAAUAUAAACAAACGCAUCAGGACACUGGAAGGGGUUCUCCUCUUAGGAGGAAAAAUUAAAAAAGUAGAAAAGAAAAUACUGGCCACGAAUGGAAAAGAAGUAGACUUUGCAACUUCUGUGACCACUUGUGAAACUGUCAGUGGAAGCGUCGCUACUCCUAUGGAUGAAGCUGAAAAUGAUGCCGUAACACAAAUAUUAAAGGAAUACAAUAGAUAUGCAUAUUUAGGGAUCGUCGAGGGGCCAAAAGCUGGAAACUUCCAUUAUUUAGAUGGCCAACUACUAAACUACACCCACUGGAGAAAAAAUGAACCCAGUGGUAAAGGAAAAGAAAGUUGUGUUGAAAUGUAUACAGAUGGAACGUGGAAUGACAAGACUUGUAACCAAAAACGACUUACUGUUUGUGAGUUUUAAAUAUUGCUAACAAUAUUGUUAACUCUAAAUGACAUAUAAAAAUAAAGUGAAACCCUAUGUACACAUACCUUUAAAAUGUAAAA